AUCAUCAUCUAUUUCCCUCAUUUUCCCUUUCUAAAUCACUAACUUUGAACAGAAAUGAAGAUCUUCAACUGGGUGCACAGGACUUUUCAUAAUAGCGUUCUCAAGGAGGGGUAUGCCCAAAAUCGGACCAAAAAGGCUGAGACUGCGAUCAAUGAUGUUGAUAGGCAUGCAUUGCUGAAGCAAGUGGACCUUGAUGUGGAAGCCCUUCAUGACUGGAGAGAUGGCAUUCUCACCAUUGGCACAUUAGGGUUCGAAGCAUUGAAGCUCCCGACCGAGCCGAAUGAGUAUUUGGUUAUCGAAAGUGAGGAAGAAGAAGACGACGAAGAAGAGGAAGAAGAAGAGAAAUCUUUCGUCCACGAGGAAGACGAGGACAUCAUUGAUUACUUUGAAGACGAAGAGCUGAACCCUUUGAUGUUGACCGCGUUUCGACACAAAGGGAAGGAUGUAAGCGGCGAGAAAGAGAGAGAUUUGAUCCUUCGGGGUUAUGAGUUCGAAUCGAAAUACAGUAGGAUUAUCGAGAUUGAGAACGAGGACAAGAAGAAAGGAGGCGAGAGGAGAAUCACACUGGCGGAUCUGUUCUUGGCAGAUGCCAGUGAGGUUGGAAUGAGACUGAAGAACGGUGAUCAAAAAGUGAUGCAUAAGAAAACAGCUGAUGUGAGAACUAAGAGUAGCCUCUCGUUUGCCAAGAAGCUUAUCCCUCGUGUUAAGGAGGAUUCACACCCUAUUAAGAAUUUCCAACGAUUGAUGAGAAGGAUGCUGAAGAGGAAGAUCCACCCAGAGAUUGAGGACAAGAUCAACAAAUCAGUUGACCACACUACUCAACAAAUAGGAUCGGCAACCAAUGAAGGAUUCAAAACCUCGGAAUCCCUCUCUCUUCUUCCAACUCAAGAUGCAAUCGCCUGAUGGAUUUAAUUAAUGAUGGGUGUCUUCAAAAUUUAUGUCUCUGAUUCCUUAGAAGUAUGCUUAAUUAUCUUAUGGGUAAUUAAAAAGAAACAAUGUUUAUUGUUGUUACUAUUUUUUAUUUAGGGUCUUGAUGUAUAUGUAGCUUUAAUUAAGACUACUUGAUUCUGUUUCGAGAUAUUAUUUUUGAGUUUAGUAUAUUUGUCGUGGAAGUGUGGUUUGUCAAAGUCAAUUCUUCUUGGG
Messenger RNA from Momordica charantia (bitter melon), 1143 nucleotides. Its product is annotated as NAD-dependent protein deacetylase HST1-like protein. The record is from RefSeq and is a predicted model, not a curated record. Gene Ontology annotation, biological process: morphogenesis of a branching structure. NCBI's taxonomy places the organism in Eukaryota, Viridiplantae, Streptophyta, Magnoliopsida, Cucurbitales, Cucurbitaceae.